Messenger RNA from Aureobasidium vineae, 855 nucleotides. The record is from the annotation of a GenBank genome assembly. Lineage: Eukaryota; Fungi; Ascomycota; Dothideomycetes; Dothideales; Saccotheciaceae.
AUGACGGACGCAUGGUUCGAAAAUGCCAUCGAAUCUGACGGUAUAGAUGGAGAAGGCUGCCGCCGCUCAGAAGCAAUGACACUAAAAUCCUAUCUCCGCGACGAGAUCGCUGUCAACCAAGCAUCACAGCAACUAGCACAACCCACCGAAAACUGCGCCUUCCCAGGCGAUCCACUCAUCUAUCUCUGGGGUGUAUUACAAGACGCCAUGGUCGAGCUCCCAGGGUCUGCAGCCAAAAUUGUGCCACUGCUGCUUGAGAUGCAAAAACGAUCUGAUAUGCAGUUGCGAGAAAAUCAAAGGGAAGGCGCAUUAAGCGAUAGACAGUGGGCGCUUUGGAGAGAUUUGCCUGGGUUUGCGAAUCUGUGGUAUGAUAUGCAUUGGUGGUACUAUUCCUCGCACUGGCGCGUUGAACUCGAGCGAUUUGACAAGCAAGAAACAGUGGCCAAUAUAUCGCGAAUCGCUACUGCUGAUGCAUUGCUAGCGGUCUAUGGUAUCCUUGGAGAAAGAGCAAAAGCAGAAGGGUUGGCGAGACUGGCAGAUUCACUUGAAGAUGAAUCUGCUGUUUUGCGUCUAGAGAUGCCUAUAGUCAAGGAAUGGCUGCUCAAUGCUGGAGACAUGCUUUUUGAGAUGUGUAAAGCUGAGUCUCGACAUUGUUUACUGGGCAACAGUGCAGAGCUCAAGCAGAAAUCUAUAGGGAGAACAAGACGAGAGUUGUGGAAGGGCGAGAGUGGACCAAGUCUUGCCCGAUGUCAGUUUUGGGAACAAAGGUUGGGGCAUAUAGAGCAGGAUAUCGGGGUUGAGGAGAAAACCAGAGAUGCUGCGAGGGUUUCUCUGAGGGUUAUGGAACAGCGUUGA